CCUCUUUUCAAUUCAGGCAGUGAGAGGCAGUCUCCUAGCAGCCUCCUCUCCCCAUUGUGGCAUUCAGAGCUGUUAUCUGUACUAGGAGGGAGAGACCAUCCCUUGGAUGUAGCUUCAUUCCCAGAAGAAUAGAAUUUACGUUCUUUCUCAACAAUGGACUGUGCCACCCUCUGCUGCGUGUCCAUAGAUGAGCUAGUAUAAAAAAGAGAGCGAGAGUCUGCAUGAGCCUAGUGCUCAACCUCUCCUGGGCUCCUCCGGCAGAGGGGUUGCUGAGCUCUGACAGGCUCCUAGUCUAAAACUGUAGUCUCUGGGCAGUUUGCACCGGGAAUUGAAUUAAAGCACAUCGUUCCUCAGUGAAUAGUCAUGAGCUGUUCCCGGUUAAACAACAGAGCUGAGAGCCACUUCCAAGCCCAAGAGGAGCAUGAGCUUGAAGCCGUGGGGAAGAAAGCCUGGGACAAUCCGGUUUACAAUGGGUCCCCCUCUAGCUCCCUGAAGAUCCGAGCCAUCUACAACCCCAAGGCCAUCCUGGAGAACCCCUAUGAGAAUAUUGAUAAGGUGGGCGACUCCCUUUCCUACCCAGAGGAAAGAAAUAAGUCUGAGGAGGUAAAGAAGAGCUCUAUCCCCAGAUGCUGCUUGUAUGUCUUCAGAGGAAUCCGAGGGCUUUGGGGUACAACCUUGACUGAAAAUACAGCUGAAAACAGAGAACUUUAUGUAAAGACCACCCUGCGAGAGUUGUUGGUUUAUAUUGUGUUCCUGGUGGACAUCUGUCUAUUGACAUAUGGAAUGACGAGUUCAAAUGCCUAUUAUUACACCAAGGUCAUGUCUGAGCUCUUUCUGCAGACGUCAUCAAGCAGUGGAGUCUCUUUUCAGUCCAUCAGUAGCAUGACUGACUUCUGGGUGUAUGGCCAAGGCCCACUACUGGAUAGUCUUUAUUGGACCAAAUGGUACAAUAAUGAGUCACUAAAAACCCACCAUACCCAGUCCUACAUCUACUAUGAGAAUUUGCUGCUUGGUGUCCCACGUUUGCGUCAGCUGAAAGUGAAGAACAACUCAUGUGUUGUUCAUGAUGACUUUAAAGAGGAAAUUUCAGGAUGUUAUGAUGUGUACUCUGAGGACAAGGAAGAAAGGGUCUCCUUUGGACUUCUCAAUGGAACUGCGUGGAGGUACCAUACCGAGGAAGAAUUGGGAGGUUCCUCUCACUGGGGUAGAAUAACCAGCUAUAGUGGUGGAGGAUACUAUAUAGACCUCAAGCUGACCCGAGAGGAGACUGCUGAAGCCUUGCAACUCUUAAAGGAGAACUUGUGGCUGGACCGAGGGACCCGAGUAGUCUUCAUUGAUUUCUCAGUAUAUAAUGCAAACAUCAACCUCUUCUGUGUGCUGAGGUUAGUGGUUGAAUUCCCAGCCACUGGUGGUGCCAUCCCCUCCUGGCAAAUCCGUACAGUCAAGCUUAUCCGAUAUGUCAGCACUUGGGACUUCUUCAUUGUCGCCUGUGAGGUUGUCUUCUGCAUCUUCAUCUUCUACUAUGUAGUGGAAGAGAUUCUAGAACUGCGGAUCCACAAGCUCCAGUAUUUCACCAGUAUAUGGAACAUCCUGGAUGUGGUGGUCAUACUGCUUUCCAUUGUUGCCAUUGGGUUCCAUAUCUUUCGCACCAUUGAGGUGAACCGGCUGAUGGGAGAGCUGCUGAAGAACCCUGACAUCUAUGCAGACUUUGAGUUCCUGGCUUUUUGGCAGACCCAGUACAACAACAUGAAUGCGGUCAACUUAUUCUUCGCCUGGAUUAAGAUAUUCAAGUACAUUAGCUUUAACAAAACGAUGACCCAGCUUUCCUCCACACUGGCCCGCUGUGCCAAGGAUAUCCUGGGCUUUGCCAUCAUGUUCUUUAUUGUGUUCUUUGCCUAUGCACAGCUGGGCUACCUGCUCUUUGGGACCCAAGUGGAGAACUUUAGCACCUUUGUUAAAUGCAUCUUUACCCAGUUUCGAAUCAUUCUUGGUGACUUUGACUACAAUGCCAUUGACAAUGCCAACAGAGUCCUGGGACCUGUUUACUUUGUUACCUACGUGUUCUUUGUUUUCUUUGUGCUGCUGAACAUGUUCCUGGCCAUCAUCAAUGACACCUACUCUGAAGUCAAAGAGGAGCUCUCAAACCAGAAAAAUGAGUUGCAGAUCUCGGACAUCUUGAAACAGGGCUAUAACAAGACACUGAUGAGGCUGAAGUUGAAGAAAGAGCGUAUUUCUGAUGUGCAGAAAGCUCUACAGAAUGGAACGAAGGAACUAGAGUUUGAGGAUUUUAAGAAUAGCUUGAAAGAGCUGGGUCACGCCGAACAUGAGAUCACAGCAGCUUUUUCCAGAUUUGACAAGGAUGGCAACCAGAUCCUUGAUGAAGAAGAGCAGAAGCGAAUGAGGCGGGACUUAGAGGAGAAAAGGGUUGCUUUGAAUACAGAGAUUGAAAACUUGGGGAAAUCCUAUGGGGGAAACAACUUGGAUGAGAACCUCACUGUUGCAGAGGCAAAGAAUAAUCACACCAACAAGUCCAACUGGGUCUCUGAGGAGGAAUUCCAAAUGUGCGUCAUUGCUGAUAGUAGUCUGGAGUCACUAAUAAAGCCAUUCCUGGUGUCCACCCCCUUGUUGCUCUGGUUGAAAGCAAAUUUGACUCACCACUGUGAUCUGUCCCUUCCAGAUCCUUCCUCAUGAGUGCAUAAAGGGACAAGGCAGUAUAGAGGCAGGCCCCUUUUACCACAUAUUUUACUUUUUCUUGAAAAGACUGUCUGGGAAAUUAUAAAUUGUGCAUCUGGCAUCAUCUCUCUUCAGCUGUCUCUUCUGGUAAUGCAGCCUGCUCCAGAUCAGGUCAAAGGUUGAAAUGGGCACACAAGGCCACUGGAAGCGGGCACGUUGCAGAA
This is a messenger RNA of Gavialis gangeticus (Gharial), 2897 nucleotides long. It is a transcript of the gene PKD2L1, whose product is annotated as polycystin 2 like 1, transient receptor potential cation channel. The record is from RefSeq and is a predicted model, not a curated record. Gene Ontology annotation, cellular component: membrane. Gene Ontology annotation, molecular function: muscle alpha-actinin binding; sodium channel activity; calcium ion binding. Lineage: Eukaryota; Metazoa; Chordata; Crocodylia; Gavialidae. Gene Ontology annotation, biological process: detection of mechanical stimulus; potassium ion transmembrane transport.